Molecule: messenger RNA, 1345 nt
Organism: Pyrus x bretschneideri (Chinese white pear)
Lineage: Eukaryota; Viridiplantae; Streptophyta; Magnoliopsida; Rosales; Rosaceae
Product: NAC domain-containing protein 91-like
Exons: 3
Coding region: 63-1196 (377 amino acids)
Biological process (GO): regulation of DNA-templated transcription
Molecular function (GO): DNA binding
Source: RefSeq, a predicted model, not a curated record
UGCUGCUUCCCCACACAAUCCAAAACACUGAUCGAUAAUCACAGUUCAGAGUUGAGAGAGAGAUGAGCAGUGGCAGUAGCAGCAGCAGCAUGACAACUGAAGAAGGAGAUGCAGAGAAUGUGAAUGUGAUCCUACUACCUGGGUUCAGAUUCUACCCCACUGAUGAGUUGCUGGUCAGCUACUACUUGAGGAACAAGAUACAGGGCGCCGACUCCCAUUUCCGCCACCUCAUCCCUGAAAUCGAUGUCUGCAAGUACGAGCCCUGCGAUCUUCCUGCAUUCUUCCCAGAAGUCCAUGAGAAGGAGUGGUUCUUCUUUAGCCGGCUCGAUUACAAGUACAACAACGGCACUCGCUGCAACCGGGCCACGGAUCAAGGCUUUUACAAGAUCACAGGAAAGGAGCGGGAGAUCAGGGCUGAAGAAUCCAAAGCUGUGGUUGGGAAGAAGAGGACUCUGACAUUCUACGAAGGUCGUGUGCCGAAAUCAAAGAAGACCGAUUGGGUAGUCCAUGAGUAUUAUCUCACAGAAACUGAGGUGGGUUCUAAACCCACCAAGCAGAAGGACUUUGUCCUCUGCCGCCUGAAUAACAGGUCAGCUAGUUAUAAGAAGCCGAAGGGUGGUCCGAUCCACGGCGAAUUAGCUGAUUCGGGAGCGAAUUCUGAAGAUGAGCAAGCUGUUGUAAGUGAUGUGAUAGCAGAGCCAGUGGAACAUCUGGGAAACAAAGAGCUAGGAGAUGUUAAUAGAAAUGAGUCUCCAGAUGGUUCUUGUCUGAUGGACUGCAAUGACAUUUGGACGUUAGCUGAUGGUGAUGUUGAAACUGGUGGCUUGAAAUUCUCGGGUUUCGAUGAUCCUAAUAGGUUUCUAGAGUUGUGUGCUGAGAUGCGAGACAUUCUGAAUUCACCUUCUCAACUGCCGCAGCCACUGCAGAUACCGCAGCCACAUCAGCCACUGCAACCAUAUCAGCCUCUGCAGCCACAUCAGCCACCACAACCAUAUCAGCCUCUACAGCCACAUCAACCACAAGAUUACUGCCCCACCACACACUACAGCCACCACAGCCACAUCAGCUGCCUCAACCACAGCAACCUCUGCAGCCCAUCAAUAAACACGGAACUGGGAGAUAUUGUGCAUACCAAUAACCAUAUUGGAUGCAAUGAUGAGUUACAUGUUAACUACAUUGCAAUGUUUGGAAAUUGAAGGGAAAAUCAACAAGAAAGGAUGAACAGAAGAAUGAACACAGAGAUAUUAGAGAGAGAGAGUUUAGAGGGUGAAAUAGGAUUUGUAUUGACUAACUAAAAUGAAGAUUACGCACCAUGUUUUUAUAAGAGAAAGCCUUACUACUCUAA